GAAAAAAGAAAUAAAUAAAUAAAUAUGAAAGUAAUAUCUACGAGUUCAAGCAAAGUGUGAACAUUUGUCUUAUUGAUUUUCUCUAUUUUCUCGACUUUCAAUUGAUACAAUUUUCAUUACAGAUUCCACAUUUAUAUGGAGUAUGCGCAAGCGCAUGCGCAUAGUGAUGUCAACAAUUUAAUGCACGCGUGGCUUGCGUCUCGUUCUUCCAAAAGAUGUAGAUACAUCCAUCUUACAAGAAAAUUUUUGCAUUCUUUUAACUGCUGAUAUUUUGUUAUCAACUGUAAUCUAAAACUAUUUAGUUCUAUCGUAAUCAAAAAUAAUUCCUUUCUAAAAUAAAUAUUGAUAAAUUUCAAUCAAUCGGUGUGCAAGUCUAGCCUAACCUAACAUAACCUAAAAUAGGUUAUACUACAAUUUAUUAUUAUCCAUUUCGACAAGACUAUUAAUAAAUCAAAUAAAUCAAAGAUUCUUAUUAAAAGAAGAAAAAUGGCUGGACAACAGCAUUCCUUCCCACCUGGUUUUCCCAAUGUGCAACAAUCUGCGAUGAGAACACAAUUUGGAGGCGGACAAAUGGUUACCGGUUUAAUGGGACCCCAACAAGGUGGUAUAGUAAGUCCUCAGCAAUUUGGAGUAGGUGUUGGUGUUGGUGUUGGAGUUGGAGUUGGAGUUGGAGGAGUAGGUUCUAACGCUAUGGGAAUGCCAAAUGCUCAACAAGUUUUAGCCCAACAACAUCAACAACAAUCAGUUUCCAUGCAACAACAAAUGCAACAGAUGCAACAACAACAAAUGCAAUUGCAGCAACAACAACAAGCAGCUCUCGUGCAACAAACUAAUCAGACUAAUAACCAAGUUACUACACCACAAACACCUGUUGCACCAACGCAACCUCCUUCUCAACAGCAACAAAAUAAAGACCUUAAUACUGUCAGCUUGUGUAGAUUUGGACAAGAGAUUGUACAAGAUAUUGUAAGUCGUACUUUAGAUGUCUUCCAAACACUGAAAGUAAUUCAACCACCAAAUGGUACGCCACAAGGAGCUAGUAUUGCAAACAGUAAGAAAACUAAGGUACAAGAACAGUUAAUGACGUUAAAGAUGUUAUUUAACCGUUURAGGCGGAUUUAUGAAAAAUGCAAUGAAAAUUGUCAACUUCAAGGCAUGGAAUAUACACACAUUGAAAGUUUAAUACCAUUGAAAGAAGAAUGGGAUAUGAAAUCAGAGGAAAAAAAGACUUCGGAAGCUUAUAGAUUAGCGUAUAAAGAAAGUGAAGAAAUAAUGGAGGAAGUAAUAUCCAAAAAUAAGCACCUAAAAGAAAUCAUUGACAAAUUAAGACGUAUCAUUUUCGAAAUAAAUAUUAUGUUAAACAUGCGCCGAUCUUAGAUUACGAAAAUAACUGAAAUAUUUAAGUAUAUUAAUAAUAUUUAGGUACAUAUUUAUUAUUAUUUAGGAUUGACUGAUUCUAUAAGAUAAAGUAAUAUCUUAAUUAAUAUAAGAAUGUGAAGAGAAAUGUAUGACUUAUCUACCUCUUAGAAUAAUCUUACUAUAAAAA
This is a messenger RNA of Polistes dominula (European paper wasp), 1546 nucleotides long. Its product is annotated as mediator of RNA polymerase II transcription subunit 30. Gene Ontology annotation, cellular component: mediator complex. Gene Ontology annotation, molecular function: transcription coregulator activity. The record is from RefSeq and is a predicted model, not a curated record. Gene Ontology annotation, biological process: positive regulation of DNA-templated transcription. Lineage: Eukaryota; Metazoa; Arthropoda; Insecta; Hymenoptera; Vespidae.